AAAGAAUAUUUCCUAAGAGCAAUGCCGAAUAAAUUCUCAAAGAAUGUAACCGCGGAAGAAGAGGAGGAAAUAUUUCAAGAACGUCUUCAAUUCUUUGACAAAUUUAACCUUGGACAAUAUCGAGAUAAUACUGGGAAAAUUGAUAAGCCAAACUCUUAUUUGAUUCUGUAUGGGAAGAAAAGAGAAUAAAUGGAUUUUUUCUCUCUUGAAAACAAAAUAGAUGGGAAUAUAGAUUCAAGAUAAUAAAAGAUAUUUCAACUCAUAAUAUUCUUACGUUAUUGAUUAAAGGAUUAAACAGAUGAGAUCAGUUAAGUUAAAUAGAAGGAUGCUUGAUACUUUUUAUCUUAUUGUUUUAUUUGCUCUUACAAAAGCCUUCAGUGUCAAUGUCUUUGAAUAAAAUGACCUAUUUUAUGCAAUUAUACAAAAACGCACGUCUUCUGAUAAGCACUCUUCAGUCGCAUAUCGUCUUGAAAGGGGAAAACAAGUCGGUGAGAAAAGAAUGGCUUUUGAAAAUGCUGAGACAUAUUUAAAAGGCAGCAAGUGCAUAAUUAAUCACACAGAAGAUCUUCUUAAUGAGUUUAACGACUGGAUUCAGUGGAGAAAGGAUGACAAGGACUCAAUUUUGGACAUUGGCAGCGGACCUGGAAAUUCUUUCCAUUCAACUAUGUUUUGUCGACUUCCGGAAAACUUCUCGAGAAUUGUGCUUUCGGACAUUUCCAAGCCAAUGGUUGAGUUGCAAAAGAAAGUGUUUCAAGGAAUUGAUCGCGUUUCUUGUGAAAUUCUAGACAUUGGAUCGCCAAUUGAUGAAAAUCUCUCGAAGAAACUCGGAACUUUCGACCAUGUGACGUCGUUCUUCUGCUUGAUGUAUGUCAGAGAUCAAGAAAGAGCCAUGAAAAACAUCUACAAUUUACUGAAGCCAGGAGGUGAUUGCUUUCAUGUAAUUGUGCUUGAUUCUCCUAUGCUAGACGCUGCUUUGUCUGUCUGUGAAAACCCCCGAUGGAAGGACUAUUUUUCAGGACUUCAGGAUAACGAUAUGUUGCCGUACAUAAAACUUGACAAGUUUUCAGCAAAAUUCAAAGCUCUUAAGUUGAUGAAAAGUGAAGGAUUUAUCAAUUUAAAGGCAAAAAUCAGGUGCAAAUCUAUUGACUUUGAAUCUGAUAGUGAGAAGGAGAACUUAUUGCGAUCAAUGCCGUGUAAAUUCUGUGAAGAAAUCACUCCGGAAGAAGAGGAGGAGAUAUUUCAAGAACGUCUUCAGUUCUUGGAUCAAUUCGUACUCGGACAGUAUCGCGAUAACACAGGAAGAAUUGAGAAACCAAACACUUAUUUAAUUCUGUAUGGGAUGAAAAGCAAAUAAAAGU
Molecule: messenger RNA, 1358 nt
Organism: Phlebotomus argentipes
Lineage: Eukaryota; Metazoa; Arthropoda; Insecta; Diptera; Psychodidae
Product: juvenile hormone acid O-methyltransferase-like
Exons: 1
Coding region: 500-1354 (284 amino acids)
Source: RefSeq, a predicted model, not a curated record